Sphenostylis stenocarpa is the source of this 1509-nucleotide messenger RNA. Lineage: Eukaryota; Viridiplantae; Streptophyta; Magnoliopsida; Fabales; Fabaceae. The record is from the annotation of a GenBank genome assembly.
AUGUCUGAACUAUUAGUGCUUAUCACUUUCACUUUCCUCUUCAUUUUGGUGCUAAAAAUAGUCUUGAAUCAGAAAGCAAAAUCAACUCCAAAUAUGCCUCCCGGGCCAUGGAAGCUACCAAUUAUAGGGCAUAUGCAUCAUCUUCUUACGCCUGCAUCACAUAAAAAAUUGAGAGACCUGGCUAAAAUAUAUGGACCUUUGAUGCGUCUGGAACUUGGAGGGGUGACAGCAAUGAUUGUUUCCUCACCUGAGUAUGCCAGGGAGAUAAUGAAAACCCAUGAUGUUUUCUUUGCAUCAAGGCCUCACAGUGUAACUUCAGAUAUAUUGUCCUAUGGAUCCACAGGUAUUGCUUCUGCCCCUUAUGGAAAUUAUUGGAGAGUUGUACGACAGAUGUGCACAAUGGAGCUUUUAGGACAAAAACGUGUCAAUUCAUUCCAACCAAUAAGAGCAGAAGAGCUCACUAAUCUCAUCAAAAUGAUUGAUUCGAAGAAAGGAUCACCCGUUAACCUCACUCAACUAGUACUCUCAUCCAUAUAUUCCAUCAUUUCAAGAGCUGCAUUUGGCAAUAAAUGCAAAGACCAAGAAGAAUUCAUAUCACUGGUGAAAGAAGGACUUGCAAUAUUGGGAGAUUUAUUUCCUUCUGGUAGAUGGCUUCAAUUUGUCACUGGUUUCAGGCAUAAGAUCGAGAGGUUACAUCAACAAAUUGAUCGGAUUCUUCAAAACAUCAUCAUUGAACAUAGAGAGGCAAAGUCAAAGGGCAAAGAAGACCAGGGUGAAGAAAGUGGAGAUUUGGUGGAUAUUCUACUAAAACUUCAGGAUGAUAAUCAUGGAAACGAGAAUAUUUGUUUGACUGAUAACAAUAUCAAGGCUACGAUCCAGGAAAUAUUCGGUGCAGGAGGUGAGCCAUCAGCAAUUACUAUAGAUUGGGCAAUGGCUGAGAUGGUAAGGGAUCCAAGAGUGAUGAAGAAGGCACAAGCUGAAGUGAGAAAGGUAUUCAAUAUGAAAGGAAGAGUUGAUGACAGUUGCAUCAAUGAACUCAAAUAUUUGAAAUCAGUUGUGAAGGAGACGCUAAGAUUACACCCUCCAGGUCCUCUUUUACUUCCAAGAGAAUGUGGAAAGAAAUGUGAGAUUGAUGGGUAUUAUAUACCAGCCAAAAGUAUGGUAAUUGUCAACGCCUGGGCUAUUGGAAGAGAUCCAAGCUAUUGGAAUGAUGCAGAUAGGUUUUAUCCGGAGAGAUUCAUUGAUAGCUCAAUUGACUACAAAGGAAAUAAUUUUGAAUUCCUUCCAUUUGGUGCUGGAAGAAGAAUAUGCCCUGGGAGCACAUUUGGUUUGAUAAAUGUUGAGUUGGCACUUGCAUUGUUGUUGUACCAUUUUGAUUGGAAGCUACCCAAUGGAAUGAAAUGUGAGGAUUUGGACAACACUGAGGAAUUUAGAGUGACUAUUAGAAGAAAAGAUGACUUGUACUUGAUUCCUGUAUCUUCUCCUUCUUUGCUUACGAUGCAAAUCUGA